AGCCAACUUCACGUUAUUGAAGGGUGAGUUGUUUUCGAUUAUUUUUUGCCCCAGCUGUGUUAUCAGCCGGGUUUCUACAGUAUCAAGGUCAAUUGAUAUCGCUGUUCAUAUCCUUGAUACACAAUCAACCGGUCUCCGUCACAGCACAUCGUCUAUCUUUUUGAGAACCAUACCCGUCCUCUCUUGGCCUCUGCCGGUGCCCCUUCCCGCCUCUCCACUUGGGGCGCCGGGAAGAUCGCAAACCAAAAAGAGGCGAGUAAAAAUUUUUUUAGUCUGGUGCCUAUUUUUCACACAAUCCCACCCACUACUGCUGUUUAAAAAAAAAAAGGGCGGUAUAACAAUUGGAGCUUAGUGGCUCCUCUCCGCUACACCCGCCGCCCCGCCAGAACACCCAGAGCCGCUGUUGAAAGCACAAAUCGGCAUCGGAGAAGACCAACACGUUUUUUUUAUCCCGCGUCACAGCGUCUGCCACCCCGCCAUUGCGACAUCCAUUUUUUUUUCUCAUUAUUUUUUUUUCACUGGGGAAUCCUGCCUCCUACCUACGCGGCGUCGUUCCAUACAACCCCUGUCAAUUGUUUUCACUUCUUGCCCAGCUUUGCCUCGCCGCUGCCCCUCUUCAGCUACCCCUCCAUACCAUCCUUCUUUCGCCGACUUCCGCCUUUUCUCUCUUUUACACCAUUCUGAACAUCAGAAACUAAUCACCAUGAGCGCCUCUGCAGACAACACCGCCAACACGACUUCUCACGAUGCCUCGGGAAGACAGUCCACCACCACCACCUCCACCGCCGCCCAACUCGCCGGUGCUAAGGUAACUCUGCGCAACAACUUGCGCUCUUUCCAGGACUUUCCCAUCCCCGGAAUCGUCUUUGUCGAUAUCAUGCCCCUCUUCGCCAACCCCGAAGCCCAUGCUACUCUCGUUUCUGCUCUCGAGCUUCAGAUCAAGGAAACCUUCGGCAACAACAAGCCUGACGUGAUCGUCGGCCUUGACGCCCGUGGCUUCCUGUUCGGACCUGGCCUGGCCCUGCGUCUCGGCGUUCCUUUCGCCGCCGUUCGCAAGCAGGGCAAACUGCCUGGCCCUUGUGUCACUGCUGAAUACGUCAAGGAGUACGGCAAAGAUUUCUUCCAGAUGCAGGAGGGUGCCAUCCGUGAGGGCCAGAAGGUCCUCGUUGUUGAUGACAUCAUUGCUACUGGUGGUUCUGCUGCAGCCGCUGCCGACCUCGUCAAACAGCUCAAGGGCGACAUCAUGGGUUACAUGUUCAUUCUUGAGAUUCCUGGCCUCAAUGGCCGCGACAAGCUUGGCGGUGUUCCCACCACCAUCCUCCUUGAGGACGAGUAAUUGAGUCGUCGAAUUCUCGAUCGAGCGCGCAAAAGUGUUCAACACCACCAGUCACCUAAUCGACCGAUAUAAUAAAGACAUACCGACAAGACUUUGGCUACAAGCCAGUCUUACAAAGAAAGCAUAUAGAGCAUUUAUUCAACGUCUUGUUCUAGUAAGGCCACACCAGGAGCGUGGGCCAGCUGUUGCAUUUUGAAGCACACUGUUUAGUUUUUUGCCAUUCUUCUUUUUUUUUUUUUCACUGAGGUUAGGCGUUGUUUGGAAACACCCCAAAAGAACAAUUUAAGAAGACAAGGGUGAAAAUUGUUCAAAUAAUACGAAAAUAAAUAUCGUUUUGAGAGUUAAAAAUGUCUUUGUUAUGUAGGACAGUGAAAGAGGGACCUAUUGUAUGCUGUCGACUACCAUAGACGACUUUACGGCUUGCAGCGCCGCUAAUCUAUAUUGCAUGCAAUGUACAGACAGAAUUAUAUAUACACGUAUAAUUUACAGGCACAGUUUGCCACUUAAUGAUACCAUAGAUUCGCCAGUUAAAUCACCAUAGCAUUAUCAACCAUGAGCCCUUGGCUGCGGAUCUUGUAUCGUCGUCGCAUACCGACACCAGCAGAUGCACGGAACAGGUCGUAAUCGCCUAUUUCGCCUUGCAUGAGCACCAUUGGGAUACCAUGGUGCCGCUUGACACCGCUUGGAGUGAACUGCUCCGAGUCCAAUAACGGCCGUGGCAAGGUUUCGGUGUUUGUCGGGUCGCGUUCGUCCAGAAUGAGAACAAGCUGCAGCGCCUGGGGCCCGGGUGCAAAGGAAGGAAUAUUGUCAAGCUUCUUAUUGAAGGAGCAGCCGCCCCUUCGCAUAAGGAUGACUUGAUGUUUGCGAGAGGCCCGAGGUUCCAGCGGAGCGUCACAGGCAUAAUCUGCAAAGUAGAUGGACUUCCAGGGAAAGUGCUCUUCAGGGUUGCGAGCGUCGAAUCCAGGGCGGUUAUUGACAAGAGUAUCGGCAGUCGAUGGGAGAGGGAACGACCCAGGGCCGGUUGGAAGGUUUGCCGUCCAGGUGAUGAUGUUUGGCUGGUUAUCUACUAAAUCGUCAAAGGCGGGAGCAUCUGUGGCGGUAGGGUCGAAGACGGAUGUCAUGGCUCGGAGAAGAUUCUUUAACAGAGGUACCGAAUCGUACUUGGCGUUGCUCUCCUCGGUCGGGGCAGCAGGCUCGUCAGUCGCAUCUGGGUUGGGUUGGGUUGCUUCAUGGGGAUCGGGCUCUGGGUCUUCAACAAGCAUGACAAUGUCUACAAUGUCGGUACGGCGAAGACAGGUGAAUGCGUCAUCCUUGAAAUGUCGAACAUGCUCAGAGUAAAAGUUGACGACGUCGUGGCGGCCGAGGGCAGUGUUUCCGACACCAGUGAUUCUCCAGACAUUUUCAUCCAUCAUCUCAUUAUAUUCCCUUUCUAAUUGUAGCUUGACGCCUUCCAAGUUUUGGAUAGUCGGACCGGUAUCAUCCAGCCAAGUCAAAGGGGAUGUAAGCUGCGAAAUAAAAGAUGAGGCGCCGUCAGCCGUGGGAAACUCGACCCACGACAUGAUUCGCUCCUUUGGCGCAAUGCAGAUACCGUCCGAGGGAAGCAUGGUUGGAGGUAGCGUCCACGGAAAGAUAGUGUGAUUGGAAGUUGCUCUAUACUUGAAGACUGGGCCGUCUUUGCCUUUGUCGUCUUGAAGUAAUUUCUCAAUCGGGCCAUGUAUGUUUGGCGUGUUGUAGAGCUUCGUGAAACGUGAUACAUCGAACAAGUCAAUGCGAGAUGCCGUGACAGAACCAGCCAGUGGGUGUGAGGGCUGUUUUGGAGCAGGGCAAGAGUUGGUAAAGUUUUGGUCAUAAUAUGUGUAGAGAGACACGCUUGUGUUUGUGCUCACGCUCUUCUUUGGCGAUCGGCUUGGUCGGCUGUAAGACUUCUUGGGGAUGAUGAGCGGAUGGCCUUCUGUUGUGAAGACAUAAGCUGCAUCAAAGUUGUUUAGCUUAUGAUCCGGAUCAAACAACAGAUACAUGUACUUUGUAGUUUCUCCCAGAAAGAAGCUCUCCAUACGAUCCUGCUUUUCGCCUGUGCGAACGUCUUGCAAGCCAGCCCAGCCGCACGGCUCGUAGCAUCUGCGCUGGAUGUCUUGGAGGACCAUCUCACCAACACGCAAAUACCAGGGAUCCUUCGUUGCUCGAAAGAUGUGAUAAGUAGACUCGAUGAAUUCUGGUCGACCGGGCCACCAGCCUAAGCCCUGCUCGACGUUGUUUUCGCGAAUAGACCAUCGCUCCGGAAUAGCUGCGUAUCGCGUCCACAGCGCCGUGUAAACUAGGUUUGCUUCUACAGCCUCGUCAACUUCGCCAGCCAAAGCUAAUAGUCCGGGGUAAAAUGCACCAAGACUGUCUAUCCACAUAGUGUAGGGUUGGCCAGUCGCGCGGUGGUUGUUGGAGUAAUACGGAAACGAGUUUCGGUCAGUGUAGAGGUAGCGCUUGACUGAAGCAUGAGCUUGAUGCCACGCUUGCAGAAACGCAUCGGACGAAUGUAGCUCAGGUGAAAGCGGGGGAUGUAGCGUAUUAGGGUCCAACCAACCGGUGCGGCUCUGAGCAGUCGAGGCAGAGGUGUUUGGCAUGCCAUGGCCCGAUAAGAGAAUAUGGCUCUUCAGAGCGUAUUCAAAGAAGCUGUCCAUUCCUGCACCAAUACCGGCGUGAGGGCCAAUCCAGCUACCACGUUCGGCAUCGAUGCCAUUGCCAAUUAGACCAAUAUCGCUCCUGCGGUCCCAAACCUCCCAAAAUGCGCGUUUGGCAGCUUGUUCAAAGCGUGGGUCACCAGUCAGCCGACUGAGAACUGUGAAUUCUAAUGUCAAGCUUCCUGCACCAGCGCUGCAGGUUUCUGUUAUUUCUGGCUGGCCGGAAGGGCGCGCUGGCGCUGUUUUGGAGCUGCUAUGUAGUGGAGAGUUAACGUAAAACGGGAUACCAGACCGAAGAUUAACUCGGGGGUAAGGUAUGCCGGUUGGUGUAUAGAAUGCUGGGAGGAGUCUCUCUGCAAGAUCAAGGGCUAACCGAAGCAGCUGACCAUCAUAACGGAAGCCACCAGGCCACGGUAUCGGUGCCAGCUCUAGAGGAUCGUCGGAGCGGUAUUCAGGUAACGGUGUUGCAUCGUAUCCGGGUAUCGGUAGGUCGCCAACUGCGAAGAGGUGGGCGCUAAGCAAGCCGCCAACGCCACGGAUAACAGUCUCAAAGACUUGCACUUUAGAAUCGAGAUCGAAUCCGCGGGCUCGCUUGCCUUGUCCACUGGGGCCGCUCCUCCCGUCGCCAUAGUGGGCAACAAAGUCAGAUAUGCCUUGUUGGAAAUCGCUUAAUGCUUGCUUUCCGGUAUAUGUGCCCUCGUCUGGUCCUCCGGCUAGGAUCGCAAGAGUCGACAAACUAUCGAUAAGGGUCAGGGAGUAGUUGCCCAGGGCAUCGUUUAGUCCUAUUUGGCUUGGGUCGUUUCGAUCGCGAGUUAAUGGACCACAAGAGAGUGGGCGCAG
Molecule: messenger RNA, 4848 nt
Organism: [Torrubiella] hemipterigena
Lineage: Eukaryota; Fungi; Ascomycota; Sordariomycetes; Hypocreales; Clavicipitaceae
Source: the annotation of a GenBank genome assembly